AUGACACGGCACGCUCAACUGGGACCUCAUGCACGCCCGCUUCUCGCCGCCAUCCUCGCCACAGGCACGCUCACCACGGUUGCCAGCGGGCCCGGCUCGAACUUCCGCGGCGUCGAGGAGCACAUCCGCGGCGUCGAGAGGUGGCUGGACGCGGAGGACCGCACGCUCAAGAGCCUCGUGUUCUGGGUGUACCCUGAAGGCCUACCGGGGCCAUACCACGAGACGGAGGAUGGACAGGUGAAGGAGCACGGGCUGUUGGUGACUAUUGAGCGGGGGGCGAAGGUGGCGGAUAUGCUGAAGGCGGUGAAGGGCGCGUUUGUGGAGGAGGGCACGGCGCAUGUGCACGUCCCUGCUGUUUGA
Fomitopsis serialis is the source of this 360-nucleotide messenger RNA. RefSeq lists its product as uncharacterized. Lineage: Eukaryota; Fungi; Basidiomycota; Agaricomycetes; Polyporales; Fomitopsidaceae. The record is from RefSeq and is a predicted model, not a curated record. The coding region runs from base 1 to 360 and encodes 119 amino acids. The transcript has a single exon.